This is a messenger RNA of Falco peregrinus (peregrine falcon), 876 nucleotides long. RefSeq names its product actin, muscle. The record is from RefSeq and is a predicted model, not a curated record. NCBI's taxonomy places the organism in Eukaryota, Metazoa, Chordata, Aves, Falconiformes, Falconidae.
AUGCGAGGGAAACCUCCUGGGGCCAAGCAGCUGCAUCAGGCUGAGCUCCUUGAGCCACCCAUCGCCGGGCUGGGUGGUGGCACCAGUACUAACACCAAGGCCAGCCACGUGUGUCGGGUUAACUGUGGGGCUCGAGCGUGGGAAGCCCGUGUGGCCAGGCAGACAGCAAGGAACGCUGGAAAGGAGGAUUCGGGCCAUGUGGUGCCCAUAAAAAAUGAAUGCAAAACGUUUCAAAACUGGCAGCCCCUGGAAAACAUCAAAGGCCAAAGAGGGACCGGCUCUCAGGUCAUGAGCUGUCUCUUCGUUCCUGAACGAGGUCUGGUGAUAUCGGUGCAAGCUUACCUCCAGUAGGAGAGUGGGCACACAUAUUUUAGCACUGCUGAAAGGGAAAUCGUGAGAGCUAUCAAAGAGAAGUUGUGCUACGUAACUUUAGAUCCCAUCCAAGAACCUAAAGCAAAGCCAGAAGAAAUCAUGAAAGAAUACAGACUGCCUGACAACAAUAUCACCCGGACAGGCAACCAGCUCUUUUGUGCACCAGACCUUUGUGUGCCUGCAAACACUGGAGCUCCUGGUGUGCACAAAAUGAUCUUCAACAACAUCAUGAAUGACAUCAAUGUGCACAGGAAUCUUUAUGGCAACAUCCUGCUCCCAGGUGGGUCCACACUCUUCCCUGGCUUGGAGGAGCAGAUGCUGAAGGAUGAAGCUGCAAGUGCUGCUGACAUGUUUGUGAGGAACAUUGCACCUCCAGAGAGAAAAUACUGUGUGUGGACUGGAGCCUCCAUCCUCAGCUGCCUGACAUCUUUCAAACAAAUGUGGGUCACCGCCAGCAGUGACAAGGGUUUGGGGGCAGCUGUCAUUCAUCAGAAAUGCUUUUAA